Molecule: messenger RNA, 1596 nt
Organism: Rhizophagus irregularis DAOM 181602=DAOM 197198
Lineage: Eukaryota; Fungi; Glomeromycota; Glomeromycetes; Glomerales; Glomeraceae
Source: RefSeq, a predicted model, not a curated record
AUGACUUUACCUUAUUUACCAGAUGAUUGUAUUUAUAAUAUUUUACAAAACCUUCAAAGUGAACGUUCAACUUUAUUUAACUGUUUAUUAGUUAAUCGAUUUUGGUGUAAAUCAACAAUUCCUUUACUUUAUGCAAAUCCAUUUGUAAAUAUAACCGGAAAAAAUUACGCAAUAAUAUUGACCUUAAUUCUUUGCUUUGAUAAAGAAGAAAUAUUACAAUUAAAGAAACUGUUAAAACAAAAUCAAAUCAAUAUUAAUAUUGAUGAAGAACACAAACCAUUAUUUGAAUAUCUAAAAUAUUUGAAAAAUUAUAAUUAUUUGGUAAUAAAUUCUGCAAUUGAGAGAUGUUUUAUAGGAGCAAUUACUCAGUAUAGAAUAAAGUAUUAUAGUAAUUAUACUAUUCCAAUAUUUCCAAUAUUUCAUCAAUCAAUUUUACGACAUAGUAUAAACGUGAAACAACUAGAUAUUUCUUCAAAUAUAUUUUAUAAUAAAGGGUUUAAAAAUCUUGAUAUUCAAAAUUUCACAUCAAAUUUAACAAAAUUAAAUAUAUUAUCAUUAAAAUUUCAUUUAAAUGAUAACUUAAAUGAAAUCGAACAAGAAUUUUUAGGUAAUAUAGCGAAUGUUUGUUUAAAUUUGAAAAAAUUAAUAAUUCAAGUUCAUGGUCAACGUACUAUUUUCAAUAAUUUGUCUAAUACCAAUACUAAUAAUAUGGAAAAGCUUUGUACAAUUAUUCAAAAGCAAAACAAACUUAAAUAUUUUAAAAUAACAAGUUGGCAUCUUUUAUUAAAUAAUAUUCUUUUAUCUUUAGAAUUUCAAAAGCAUUCCUUAGUUCAAAUCGAAUUUAUAGAUACUGACUUUAAUAAUAAUGUUGGUUUGAAGAAUUUUAAAAAUCUAUAUAAUUUAAAAUAUUUAUAUUUUGUAACUUGUAAAAGUAUACUAUUAGAUCAAUGUGAGGGUUUAAAUUUUGCUUCACUCAAAGGAUUAUCACUUAAAAGAAAUAUUUGGAAUAAUGAUGUCACAUCAUUAAUGAUCAAAUAUUUAGGUGCAUCAUUAAAAAGCUUAUUAAUUGGAAAUCUGUCAAAACCUCUUAUUGAAAAUAUAUUGAUGUUUUGUUCAAAUCUUAUUUUAUUAAGAAUAACAUUUUUUUUUAAUUUUAAUUUUGAUUUAUCAAUAUUAUCAUAUUUUAAAAAUUUAAGAAUAAGAACAUUAAUUAUUAAUAUUUCUUAUAAUAGUCAUGAAUUUUUUAUAAAUUUAGCAAAUAAUAUACCUAAUAAUAUUACUGAGAUUUCUAUUCAUUCUCAUUGUUACAAUAGGUUAUUAAGAUUUAAGGAUUUUUUAGAAAAUUGUCAUAAUAAUUUUAAAAUAAUUAAUCUAAAUUAUUUUAUUAAAUUAGAAUUUCUUAAUAUUGUUUUGAAUUAUAUUGAAAGAAGUAAUAAUAGUUUAGAAAUUCUUGGUAUGCAAAAAUUAGAUAAAGAAUUGAAUGAUGAGGAAUCAAAAUUAUUGAAUCAAAUUAAAGAUAAAGGAGUUAAAAUAGUGGAAUUUAAUAUUUAUAAUGAUAAUAGAUUUGAUAUUUGUGAUGAUUAUAAAGAUGUAUAG